Messenger RNA from Aplosporella prunicola CBS 121167, 1701 nucleotides. RefSeq lists its product as uncharacterized. NCBI's taxonomy places the organism in Eukaryota, Fungi, Ascomycota, Dothideomycetes, Botryosphaeriales, Aplosporellaceae. The transcript is spliced from 3 exons. Gene Ontology annotation, molecular function: ferric-chelate reductase activity. Gene Ontology annotation, biological process: iron ion transport; copper ion import; intracellular iron ion homeostasis. The coding region runs from base 1 to 1701 and encodes 566 amino acids. The record is from RefSeq and is a predicted model, not a curated record. Gene Ontology annotation, cellular component: plasma membrane.
AUGAUUUUCGUCAACCAGAACAUUGCGCUCUCCUACUACAUUGGUUGGACCUGGUUGGCCUGCAUCACCGCCCUCAUGGCUUACACGGCCGGCAUCACCUUUGUGCGCUACGUCCGUGGCGUCGCCUGUCUCAACCAGCCGGCUCAGCGUUACUUCCACACUCCCAACGACCUGUACGGCAAGUUCAAGCGUUAUCUGUUCGAUGCUCCUCUCCUCCGGACCCGUCACCACAAGGAGUUCAAGAUGUCCAAUGCCGUCAACGUCGGUACGCUUCCCGGUCGCCUGCAGAUGAUCUACCUGGUUGGAUACUUUGCUACCAACGUCGCCUUCUGCGUCCUCUGGAUCGACUGGUCCACCGAGACGGCCAUCUCCAAGGUUCUGCGCAACCGUACCGGUGUGCUUUGCGUCAUGAACAUGCUUCCGCUUUUCCUCCUGGCCGGUCGCAACAACCCCUUCAUCAAGCUUUGCGGUAUCUCUUUCGAUACCUUCAACCUCAUUCAUCGUUGGAUUGGCCGUAUUGUCAUCUUCGAGGCUCUUUGCCACACCCUGGCCUUCCUCUGCCCCAUGGUCUAUGAGAGUGGUUGGGCUGUCUUCGGUGCCGAGCUUGGUGAAAGCCAGUUCAUCCUGUGGGGUACUAUUGGUACUAUUUCCUUCUUGGUCAUCUUCAUCCAGGCUUGCUCCAUUGUGCGCCACGCCUUUUACGAGAUCUUCCUUCACUUCCACGUCUUCCUCGCCGCCCUUGGUCUCGCCGGUGUGUACGUUCACUGCCAGUCCGGCGAGCUUCCCCACCUCAAGAUCAUUCAAGCCGUCCUGGCUCUGUGGUGUCUUGAGCGCUUCGCUCGUCUGUUCCUGAUUGCCAUUCGCAACUUUGGCAAUGGCGGUACCCAGGCCGAGGUCGAGAUCCUUCCCGGUGACUGCCUUCGCAUCGACCUCAAGAUGGCUCGUCCCUUUAAGUUCAGGACUGGUCAGCACAUUUACCUGUACAUGCCUUCCAUUGGUUGGUGGACCAGCCACCCAUUUUCCCUUGCGUGGAGCGACAACGAGGAGGUCUGGAGUGAGGAGAAGGGCAUUGCCAUGGAUUCUCAUGAGGGAGCUGGUUCGCGCAAGUCGACCAUUAGCCUUCUCGUCCGCCGCCGUACUGGUUUCACCGACACUCUGUUCAAGAAGGCCCAGGCCACGCCCAACGGCAAAUUCACCUCUUCGGCUCUGGUCGAGGGUCCUUACGGCUACCAGGAUCUUACCUCUUACGGCACCGUCAUGCUCUUCGCCGCCGGUAUUGGCAUCACUCACCAGACGCCUCAUGUGCGCCACCUCGUCGAUGCCUAUGACAAGAAGACGGCUGCCAUUCGCCGCAUCACCCUCGUCUGGGUCAUCUCUUCGCCCGAGCACCUCGAGUGGAUCCGGCCCUGGAUGACUGAGAUUCUCAGCAUGCCGCAGCGUCGCGACUGCUUGAAGAUUCUCCUGUUCGUCACGCGCCCGCGCAGCACCAAGGAAAUCCACAGCCCCUCCAGCUCCGUCCAGAUGUUCCCUGGCAAGCCCAACAUUCAGUCUCUCGUCGACGCGGAGAUGAUGGAGGGUGUCGGUGCCGCGGCUGUCAGUGUCUGCGGUACGGGUUCCUUGGCUGACGACGUCCGCUUUGCGGUUCGUACCAGACAGACUCGUUGGAACGUUGAUUUCUUCGAGGAGGCCUUUUCCUGGUAA